Messenger RNA from Centropristis striata (black sea bass), 5752 nucleotides. It is a transcript of the gene fnbp1l, whose product is annotated as formin binding protein 1-like. Lineage: Eukaryota; Metazoa; Chordata; Actinopteri; Perciformes; Serranidae. The transcript has 16 exons. The coding region runs from base 112 to 1809 and encodes 565 amino acids. The record is from RefSeq and is a predicted model, not a curated record. Gene Ontology annotation, biological process: signal transduction. Gene Ontology annotation, molecular function: protein binding.
UUUGUCGGCAGACAGUCAGUCAGAAGGACCGGAGUCCCAGCGGCAGUUUAGGAGAGUCUGAGCGGGGAAAUCUGUGUCCAAUACGGGAGAAGUCAACAGGGGGAUUCCGCGAUGAGUUGGGGAACGGAGCUCUGGGACCAGUUCGAGAAUCUGGACAAACACACUCAGUGGGGGAUCGACUUUCUUGAGCGAUAUGCAAAGUUUGUCAAGGAGAGGCUGGAGAUAGAGCAAAACUACGCCAAGCAACUAAGGAACUUGGUGAAGAAAUAUUGUCCAAAACGUGCUAAAGAUGAGGAGCCAAGGUUCACGUCGUGUCUGUCCUUCUACUCCGUGCUGAAUGAACUCAACGACUACGCCGGGCAGAGGGAGGUGGUGGCCGAGGAGCUGGCUCACAAGGUGUACGGAGAGCUGAUGAGGUACAGCCUGGACCUGAAGGCUGAGAGGAAGCAUCACCUACAGGAGGGCAGGAAGGCCCAGCAGCAUUUGGAUCACUGCUGGAAACAGAUGGACAAUAGUAAAAGGAAGUUUGAGAGAGAGUGUAAAGAAGCUGAGAAGUCCCAGAUUUCCUUCGACCGGUUAGAUAAUGACAUCAACGCCACCAAAUCAGAGGUGGAGAAGGCUAAAGCCCAGUUCUACCUGCGGACUCACAUGGCUGACGAGAGUAAGAACGAGUACGCCGCUCAGCUGCAGAACUUCAACGCAGAGCAGUGGAAACAUUUCAACAACGCCAUCCCGCACAUCUUCAAGAACCUGCAGGACAUGGACGAGCGUCGGACGGUGAAGCUCGGGGAAACGUACCGGAGCUUCGCCGAGGCGGAGCGGAGAGUCAUCCCCAUCGUCUCCAAAUGUCUGGAAGGAAUGGUGUCUGCUGCCAAGGCUGUCGACAUGAGGAGGGACUCGUCCAUCGUGGUGGAGUCGUUUAAGUCGGGCUUCGAUCCUCCGGGCGACUUCCCCUUCGAGGACUUCAGUCAGAAUCUGAGCAGAACGGGUUCAGACGGGACCAUCAGCAACACACCCAAAGGAGACCGAGACCGGGAGAAGGACGGGGCCCCGGGGCCGCGCUCCGACCCCAAACACCCCAUGAGCAGAACCAAGAACAAGCUGUGGCUGUUUGGGAAGAAACCAAAGGCUCCGUCUCUGGAGGACUUCAGCCACCUGCCCCCCGAGCAGAGGAGGAAGAGGCUGCAGCAGAGGAUCGACGAGCUCGGCAAAGAGCUGCAGAAAGAGAUGGAUCAGAGAGACGCCCUGAACAAGAUGAAGGACGUGUACGAGAAGAACCCACAGAUGGGCGACCCCAGCAGCCUGCAGCCCAAAAUAUCAGAGACCAUCUGUAACAUGGAGAAGCUGCGCUCGGAAAUCCACAAAAACGAGACCUGGCUCUCUGAGGUGGAGGGGAAGCAGAGCUCCAGAGGAGACCGGAGACACAGCGCUGACAACCACCACCACACUCCUCAGGGCAGAGAGAGUCCUGAGGGCAGCUACACAGAUGACACCAGUCAGGAGCACCACCCGCCUCACCACCGCUCCACCCCGCCACAGCCCGGCCCGCCCAACCCCGACCCCCACGAGUUUGACGACGAGUUCGACGAUGACGACCCGCUGCCUGUUAUUGGACACUGCAAGGCGCUCUACUCCUUCGAUGGUCAGAACGAGGGGACGCUGGUGAUGGCAGAAGACGAGGUGCUGUACAUCAUCGAGGAGGAUAAAGGUGACGGGUGGACGCGGGCGAGGAAGCAGAGCGGCGAGGAGGGCUACGUCCCCACCUCCUACGUAGAAAUCACCAUGGAGAGAAACAGCAAAGGUUCCUGAGGGCUGCAGGGUGGCCGGGCGAUUUGAUUGGCUGGUGGAGGGCUCACGCUGAUUGCUGAUUAUUGGUGGUGGGAAGGGUGAAACGAGAGAGAGAGAGAGGGAGGGAAGGCAGGUCUGCAUGUCUGCAUGCUCACAUAUCCAUAAUAAUAAUAAUAAUAAUAAUAAUAAUAAUCAGCAUCUGGGUUACAGCAGGAAGAGUCAAAGACCUUUAAAGCCAAAAACAGGCGCUAAUAUCGUUUAAUAUUUUAACUAUAAGUGUUAGCAGCUGGAGAAGUCCCACCCUGACGUGCAGAAACGUGAAAAAAAGUUGCAAACAAACACAUUUAUUUAUGACUUCUCAGUGUUAUAAGCAGCAUUUAGCACCGAAGUGUUUGCAAGUUAAACAGUUUGCAGGAGAUUUUUGGCAACUUUUUAGUCACUCAUCACGCUCCUACGCUGCUCGUGAAAUAUUCUUUAUAGCUGCAAAAGUUAACAGGUGCAUCUCAAUAAAUAAGAAUAUCAUAGAAAAGUUUAUGUCAGUAAUUCAUGUCAGUAAGCAAUUCAAAAAGUGGAAAUAACACAUUAUAUAGAUCCAUCAACGCAGUAUGAAACAUUUCAUGUCUUCAUUUAUUUAAUUUCUUCUAAUUAUAAUUAUGGCUUACAUUUAAUGAAGACCUAAAAUUUAAUGUCUCCAAAAAAUUGUAAUAUUACAAUAGACCAAUUUUAUAGACAAAUAUAAUGAUAACAAAAAUAGCUCAUAAUAGUUUAAUUGAAGAGCUGAUAUCUAGACAUUUUCCAUGGUCGUCUUUAAAUUCAUUAUCAAGAAAACCAUGUUAAAUGUCUAGAUAUCAGCUCCUAAAUUAAACCCUUAUGAGCUAUUUUUGUUGUUAUCAUUAUAUUUGUCCAAACAAAUGUACCUUUAGUUGUACCAGGCAUUAAAAUGAACAAGAAUUUGAAGAAAACAAGGGUCUAAUAACUUUUUCCAUGGCUGUAUUUGUGUUACAUAUUCUGUGAAACGCUACACGUGCAAACUUUUCCUCCAGACUUCUGAUGCGGCUCCUCGUGAGAGAAAAAAACAGUUGAUUAAGGGUUCAUCGCCUCUUUAAAAAUCAGUUGUGCUUGCAGUAUAUUUGCUGCCACUAACAAUGAGUCAUCAUCAUCAUCAUCAUCAUUAUCUGUGCUCUGUUGGUGAUGUCUGCCUGCCUGCCUGAGCCACUCUGCUCCUCAUGCCUGCCUUCACCUUCACACAGCUGCAUGACUUAACGUCUUAAACAUGAUUUUUUUAACAUGCAACUUUGCGUGUGUGUUUGUGUGUUUGUGUGUGUGUGCGUGUGUGUGUGUGUGUGCGCACAGCUGUGGCCGAGUCAUGUGUUGAAUGCCGCGUCAUGGAAGUCCAGCAUGAUUUUGUUGUUGUGCAUUUGAAUGUUACUCAUCAGGCAGGAGAAACAGAAAACAGGACCCCUUCUCUCCCUCUCUCUUUUCCUUUUUUUCCUCUCCUUUUCCUCCUGGGCUGUAAUACCACCAGUCGACCAGCAGAUGGCAGCCUUUCCUCGCCCAAAAACCUCUUCUCAAUAACACCAAAACAUAAAAAAGGAGGCUCUUCCGGUGUGUUUGCAGUCAGACUCUGCCUUAAAACUUCACGUCGUUUUACUGUGGAGGGAUUAUUCCACUCAUAUCUGGAUGUGUCUGCUCUACAAGCCUGACUACAUCUCCCAUCAGCCACCUUGGGGACUCUCGACUACAUCUCCAUUUAAAAGAUACAAAAAAGAAGAAAAAAAAAUCCAUUUUAAUCAGUUGUAUUUGUGAAUGUGCCGACACACGCAAGCACGUAUCCACGUCAUGUACACACGUUUAUAGGCGAUAUAAACGUGUGUGCGUGUGUGUGUCACAUGUAGUUUUAACCAUUGAAUGAUUUGUACAUAUUAACAUCUUUUUUAAUGUCAUGCUGAAUGUGUUUCCAUGUUGAUUGUUUUUAGGGUUUUCAUUGUUUGUUUGAUCAUGAGAGACAACAAGGUUUGAAUUGAACUGAUGCACUUUGCCCUGAAGUACUACAGCGUUUGGAUCUGAUUUAAAUGAACGAGUUAUUAAUGAAUGAGAGGAUGAAUGUGAGCUUUCUGGAUGACCACUGUGUAGCAGCGAGUAAAGAAAGAAAAAAAAAAAAACAGCUCUUUUUCCCUCCUGAUAGUUUUUAUACUGGUUUUUAUAUGACCAACUUUUGUUUUUGCAUGAUUUUCUAGAAUUAAAUUCAUCUGGUGAUUGUUUUAUUUUUCACUGUUUCUCUUCAGUAGACUAACAACUAAACUACACGUCUGAAGUAGAGUUUGAUCUGGUGGCGACGCCUCGGCUGUCGUCUGAAGCUGUGAAAUGUACAGAAAGAUGCUGUCGCUGUUACUUGAACUUCGGCAACGUUUCUCCACAUUUUCCCUCCUGUCUGCGACCACAUGAUGUAGAAAAAAUAACAGGAUUAUAAAAGGAAACUUUCUCAAAAUAAUGACUUUGUAUCUUUUGAGAAAGUGUUCUGUAUUUUGAGAAAGUUUAUUUUGAAAAAAAUAUUUUUUCUUUAGUUUCUUUUCGUUUCUUUUAUUUUGAAAAAAAAAGUUUUUUCUUUAAUUUGAAGUUUUUUUCUUUAUUUAAUUUUAUUUUUUUAUUUUAUUUAAUUUUUUUAUUUUUAAUUAAUUUUCUUAAUUUUAAACUUUUUUUUAAUUUAUUUUGAGUUAUUUUCUUUAUUCUAGUAAGUUUUUUCUUAAUUUUGAGAAACUUUUUCUUUAAUUGAAGGUAAGUCUUUUUUUGAUAAAGUUCUCAAAAUAUUUGGAGAAAAAUUUUCUUAAUUCUAAGAUUUUUUUAAAAAUGAUUCAAAAAAAUAUUAUUUUUAAAAUACUAAGUCAUUUUUUUUGAGAAUGUUUCAUUAGUUCCAGAUUUUUGUCAUUAUUUUAAGAUGCUGACAAUUUAAAACAAAAUUCAAACCAGGAUCUUUUUUUUUUUUUCAUCACAAUUUUUCCUCUAUUUUUGUCUUUUACGGGCAGAGAUUAGCUUCCAUACAACCCAUUAAAUCCCAUUUCCUUUCAUUUAUUUUUGAAUGUUUAAUCUAUAAAAUUAAAAUUUAAAUGGUGAAUAAGGCCUAUCGAAGGUUUCUAACAGCUCGAUGUCUUCCAAUGUUGUUUUCAUUCAACAAAGACCCAAAGACUUUCAGUUAACGCUAUGAACAAGAUGAAAGGCAACACAGUUUUUAGAUUUUUAUUGCUAAAUGACUUCUGAAAAAAUAAACCGAUCGCACCAGUUUCAGCACUAAAAUCAGUAGAACCUGCUUGUAGUUGUGAAUGUGAAGAUAAAGGCAGCGACCUCCUGCUCAAUUAGUGUUUCUGUUGCUUUUACUAACAGACGGAGCGUACUGUCCCUUUAAUCAAACAAUACAUGAUGUCAGUAGAAACGCAGCAGCUUUAAAAUCCACCAAAUGUCCCAUUAACAGUUAAUUUUUAAAACCUUAUAAAAACUGUGAGCUAAGCAUUAUAAAAGCCACUGUGCUGUAAUUCUGAAUAUUAUGCAAAAACAUAACGAAGCAGCUUUGAGGUGUUUAAAUAUGAUAAAGUUCUCAUACAAAGAGCUUCUUCUACAUUCCUGUUGUUUAUAAACUCAUGUUUGUCCUGUGGAAACUUUGUACAGAUUCUCCAGCAAUUCUUUUUUUUUUUAUCAUCAUCAUCCAGUCACAGUAAAUAAUAAAACAGCAGCAGGUACAGCAGGUGAUUCUGCAGGAUAUUUAAUGUGUUUUUACCACGUUGUAUAUGUUGUAAUAACCAAUGGCAGUACUUCUUCUCCUCCUCCUCUCCAUAUUGUUGUGCACAUCUUUUUACUUUGAAUGUUGUCAGACACUUUGUGAACAAAAUGCUUUUGGGUUUUGUUUUUUUCUUCUUCUUCUUCUUCUUCUUCCGAGAUAUUGUUCUAAUAAAAUAAGCAGCGAUGAAAAGUG